Molecule: messenger RNA, 1431 nt
Organism: Penicillium chermesinum
Lineage: Eukaryota; Fungi; Ascomycota; Eurotiomycetes; Eurotiales; Aspergillaceae
Product: fungal specific transcription factor domain-containing protein
Exons: 1
Coding region: 1-1431 (476 amino acids)
Cellular component (GO): nucleus
Source: RefSeq, a predicted model, not a curated record
AUGUUGAAUACCAAGUACCAGGAUGGGAAGACUGAUCUUGGUUUUCUGCAAGGAAAUUUCUUGCUCUCUCAACUUGACUUUGCUGAUGGGAAUACGCAAAAAGGCUCAUUGUCGGUAGCAAUCGGCCUGCGAGUAAUACAAUCUCUCCAAUUGAACCAAGGCAAGAAAAUGGAUCUUGCAGAGGGGCUCGAGGCAGAUGCUAGAAAUCGAAUUACUUGGGCAUAUUUUAUGCUGGACCGGGCCUACAAUGGGUCGCGGAACUACUCUUUGUGUCUAUCUGACAAUCAUUUCACGCUGCCAUUUCCAUCGAUGCGGGGCCAAAAUGAGAAUGCUAUGUGCGGCUCUCUGCAAAAGCGAUCUAUGAGCCAAGGACACGAGGCGGAUCAAGGGAUCCUGGCCUGUCUUAUCCAACUCUACUCUCUAUGGGGGAAAGCAACAGAAUGGGUAUUUGAGCCUUUGGCAACAAGUUGUUUGCCCCCGUGGCAAAGCGGAUCGGCGAUUGCUAUCCUCGAAUCCGAGUGGAUGCAGUUUGAAACCCAAUUUGCUGAUGCCCAUCGCUACAUGAACGUUGAUUUCAAGCGCCGCGCUCGGGAAGAUCCCGACUCGCGGCCUUAUCUGUCGACUUGGCUGUGUGUUCAGUUCCUGUUUCACUCUAUACAGUGCCUGAUUCAUCAUCCAUUUGUGACGAUGAUAAAGCUUCGCCAUAUGAGUGAGAACCUGUCAGCUACCUUCCUACAAAAGUCGUUCGAGAGCUCUCUGCUUCAUUCACGAUGGAUCGCAAGAUUCGUGAAGGAGAUGGCUGACGGUGAUAUACGGUUACGUGACCCUUUCUUUGGUUAUCUGGCUGCAAUCGCUGCUACUAUCCAAUUGGAGCAUACGGGGAACAGAAAUCCUCAAAUUGCCCUUUUGGUGAAUAAUGAGUACCGUGUGCUCGUGGAGUAUAUCACUGAGCUCGCAUCGCAAUGGGAAAGUAUGUACGCUUUGGUAACUAGAAUCAACGAACUGGCUUCGCGGCGCCAAAACCAUGGGUCGUUGUUUUACAACCAGGAAGGAUUUUCUGGCGCCUUGUCAAGCAUGCCGACACCCUCAAACCUACCCAGGAUGUCCCCGGAGGAUGAGUCUUUGAUGUGGGAUAUCCUUGACAUCACUUCGUCUCCUGUCAAUAGGAAGCCUGGUGUAUCUGACAUUACUGUUCAAGGUUCGCCUGAAGCUAGCAGGACAAAUCGCACAUUUACUAGAGCUUCAUCGAAGCAUGCGAACCGUGAACCGACCGGCAACCCCAUCUUAGACAGCCAAACUUCACAGACUAUAAAUGAAACCUCAGAAUGGUCUUUUGGAAACCAAGGCCACCACAGUCACACAUUUGCAACAAGCGUCCCGGAUAUUCCUGAUUGGAUGAUCUUUGGUGACUUCAUGUCAGAACAUUUAUAG